This is a messenger RNA of Puntigrus tetrazona (Sumatra barb), 1771 nucleotides long. It is a transcript of the gene slc16a7, whose product is annotated as solute carrier family 16 member 7. Bases 119 to 1564 code for a protein of 481 amino acids. The record is from RefSeq and is a predicted model, not a curated record. NCBI's taxonomy places the organism in Eukaryota, Metazoa, Chordata, Actinopteri, Cypriniformes, Cyprinidae. Gene Ontology annotation, biological process: transmembrane transport; monocarboxylic acid transport. Gene Ontology annotation, molecular function: monocarboxylic acid transmembrane transporter activity. The transcript is spliced from 5 exons. Gene Ontology annotation, cellular component: membrane.
CAUUUCACGUGAUAUGGGGCACUACAAAAAAGAGACCUGAUAAGAAGAAGAAAAGAGAGAUAACAGGACAUGAAGAACAUGUAGCCAGCUGGAAGCUUUGCCAGCAGGCUCUCAACUGAUGCAAAAAAGAGGAACUAAAGCAAACAUGCCUCCACCAGCUACCACCAACCUGGGCUACACCCCUCCAGACGGAGGCUGGGGCUGGGCCGUGGUGUUUGGGUCCUUCAUCUCCAUCGGCUUCUCUUACGCCUUCCCCAAAUCCCUUACCAUCUACUUUAAGGAAAUCCAGGAGUAUUUCUCCAUCUCCUACAGCCAGAUAGCCUGGGUGUCCUCCAUCAUGCUGGCUACCAUGUACGCAGGAGGACCUGUGAGCAGUAUUUUGGUGAACCGCUAUGGGAGCCGCCCAGUGGUGAUAGUCGGCGGGCUAAUGGUUGGGGUUGCUAUGGUAACGGCUUCCUUUGGCACCACCAUUUUGCAUUUGUAUUUAUGCGUGGGGGUCAUCGGAGGCUUUGGCUUAGCUUUUAACCUGCAACCAGCUCUUACCAUAAUCGGUAAAUACUUCCUUGUGAAAAGGCCCAUAGCAAAUGGCCUGGCGAUGGCAGGUAGCCCUGUCUUCCUGUCCACCCUGGCUCCCCUCAACCAGUUUCUCUUCGACCAUUUUGGAUGGAGAGGAAGCUUCCUCACUCUCGGAGGAGUGAUGCUCAACUGCUGCGUGGCAGGAUCUCUUAUGAGACCCAUCGAGAUAAAAAUGAAACUUCCGGUGAGCAAAACCACUGAUGAGAACAAUGCAGGAGAGCUGGACGUCACACCUCAAACAGCUGAGUCCAAGCAGUCGGGCUGUGCUGCAAAGAUCAACCAAUUCAUUGAUGUCUCCCUCUUUAAGCACAGAGGCUUCCUGAUCUAUCUCGUAGGGAAUGUGCUUAUGUUUUUUGGAUUUUUUGCUCCAGUUGUCUUCCUGGCACCAUAUGCCAAGCAUCAAGGGAUAGAUGAGUACUCCGCAGCGUUCCUGCUCUCCAUAUUCGCUUUGGUAGACAUGUUUGCUCGUCCAGGAACAGGUUUGGUCGCCAACACCAGGUGGAUCAGACCCAAGAUCCAGUAUUUCUUCAGCUUCGCUGUGACAUAUAAUGGCCUGUGCCAUGUGAUGUGUCCGCUCUUACCAGGUUACAGUGGUCUGGUGGUGUACGCCGUGUUUUUUGGCCUGGCUUUCGGCAUGGUGUGUGCUCUUCUGUUCGAGACGCUCAUGGAUUUGGUGGGAGCCCAGCGGUUCUCCAGUGCGGUUGGGCUUGCUACCAUUAUAGAGUGUGGGCCUGUCCUGCUGGGGCCGCCCAUCUCUGGUUUGCUGGUGGACAUCUUCAUGGACUAUAAAUACAUGUACUUUGCUUGUGGCGUCAUGAUGCUGGCUGGAGGCAUCUUUCUCUUUAUCAUGAACUAUUACAACUACAGGUGGUUGGAAAAGGAACAGACACAGAGAAAGGUGGAGGGGCUGGAGAUCGGCCUUGCCAAUGAGGAGGACAAAGACAAUGAAGAAGAGAUCAAACUCAGCACAGAGGAAGAAGAGAAGUAGGAAACUCCACCAGCAAAGAUUUAUAAAUCUGUCUUCUAUCUAUCUGUGUGUCUGUCAUACCAUCUGUCUUUUGUUCUGUCUAUCAUUCUACCUGUCUAUAUCUGUCAGAUCUAUCUACUGAGAGGUGGAUGUUGAAAUUAUUUUAUAAUCUUAACGUGCAUUAUGUUUCCAUUGUGACAAGAGACAUUAAAAGUAGUGCCAGAGGGA